Soboliphyme baturini is the source of this 354-nucleotide messenger RNA. NCBI's taxonomy places the organism in Eukaryota, Metazoa, Nematoda, Enoplea, Dioctophymatida, Soboliphymatidae. The record is from the annotation of a GenBank genome assembly.
AUGGCAGCCAAGAAGUGCGCCAGAGCCGAAUGUGGCAAGACCGUCUACCCGAUGGAGGAGCUGAAGUGCUUGGACCAGGUCUGGCAUAAGCAGUGUUUCCGAUGUACAGUUUGUAACAUGGUGCUGACGAUGAAAAACUACAAGGGUUAUAACAAGAUGCCUUAUUGCGAAGCGCAUUAUCCUCAAACGAAGGCGACGGUGAUCGUCGACACGCCGGAGAUGAAACGUUUGGCGGAAAACACUCGAAACCAAAGUCUGGUAAGUAGGCAUUUUUACUGCAUGACGUUUUGCGUGCGAUGGCUGUUUGCUCAUCAAAUGCGCAGCAGCUGCUUUGUUCCUCGCCUGGUCGGUUAA